Molecule: messenger RNA, 2136 nt
Organism: Thrips palmi
Lineage: Eukaryota; Metazoa; Arthropoda; Insecta; Thysanoptera; Thripidae
Gene: MBD-like
Product: methyl-CpG-binding domain protein 2
Exons: 5
Coding region: 153-911 (252 amino acids)
Molecular function (GO): DNA binding
Source: RefSeq, a predicted model, not a curated record
ACAUGACAGACAUGAUGAGAAAUUGCGUUCCAGCUUGGCGUUGGUUGCGGUUGGACUGUUUCUGUUGUUAUUUGAGAAUUUAAAUUGGGAAUGGCUUACUAAAACUAACUGGAGCUAUACGUCCUCUAGUUCUCUUUGGAAAGUAUUUCACCAUGUCUGUAGAAAAGAAAAAGUUUGACUGUACAGCUUUGCCGAAAGGAUGGCAAAGAGAAGAAAUUAUUCGGAAGUCUGGCUUGUCAGCGGGGAAAGUGGAUAUCUAUUAUUACAGUCCAUCGGGCCAUCGAUUCCGCAGCAAACCUCAACUGGCACGUUAUCUGGGAGAGACUGUCGAUCUCUCAUCAUUUGAUUUUAGAACUGGUAAUAUCAAUAACAAUGCCUUAAGGAAAACCAAACAGAGGCCAAGAGGGAUACAAUUCGAUUACAGUCGCGGUGUUCGGACGGAUGCUUCACUUGUUCCACCAAUAAGACAGACUGCAUCCAUCUUCAAACAGCCAGUAACAGUGCACAAAACUCAAGAAGGAAAAGUUAAAUCAGACUUCAAACAAGGACCUCAAAGCCAAGACAAGCCCAAGCAGCUUUUCUGGGAGAAGCGAUUGGAAGGACUCAGGGCAUGUGAUAUUGAUGGGUUGGAGUUGGAUGCAAUGGAGUUACCCAAGGGUCUGAAACCUGUUGGACCUCAUGUAGGUGAUGAAACUUUACUACAAUCUGUGGCCACUGCUCUUCAUGUGUCUGCUCAACCAGUUACUGGUCAGACUGGUAGCCGCUCUGCCCUUGAUAGAAACCCAGGCGUCUUUCUAAAUCCAGAUCAACCACUCGUUCAGGCUGUUCAAGUAAUAGAUGACGACAUCAAGCGGCAAGAAGAUCGAGUCUUAUCAGCAAGAAAGAAAUUACAAGAUGCACUUAAAGUAUAGGAAUUUCACCAAUAUAUAUAUUUUUAUUGUUGUUUUGUUUUAAACUAUGAAACAUCUUUCUGUGCCCUUAUCGAACACUGUCUCGUUUAUUUGGCCUUCAGGCAGGUUCUUUUUUUACUUUGAUCUAUUACUUUCUUCAUGAUUCUUGUUAUUUAUUAUUACAAGUUUUGUUUUUUGUGUUUGUAACCUUGUAACCACUCCAGUGCAAACACAUGAUUGAUUGUAUAACAAACCCCUUGUGAUAUUGAGUAUUUCAGGCUGGGAUGAUGCAUUGUUGCAUUUCAUCUGAUAUUUAUUGUAAUUUAAAAUUUAUGAAGUAUGCUGAAUGCUUGUGUGUCCUUACUUUCUUUGAACUUUUAAGUUGUUGCUUUUCAGAUCAGUGAGGGACACUCAGCUGUGCUCGUUUUUACAAACAGUUCUAAACCCAAAGAUGUUAUGGCUAUCUAUUUUUUUUUUUUUCCUUUCUUUUUUCUGCCACUGUGUUUUUGUAAGCUUAUUGUUAAAUGAAUCUAAAAGUACUUUUUUUACUAGAUAAAAUAAUAAUGAACUGUACCUUUUUCAUGGUUGUAUUGUGUUCACUCAGACCAGACUUUAGAAAUUAAGUAUGUAUUGUUAGUAACUAUAAUCGCAUCAUGAAAGAACUCAAUACUAUAGUUAGGUUAAUUAUUGGCACCAUGCAAUAUGAAAAUUUGAAAACGUGCAGUCAAAACAUACAGCAUCUAAGACAUCAUGCAUCAAUACAACUAAGCAUUUCAAAGAAGAUUCAGAAAUAUCCAAAAUUUUCAUUAUUUUUGUCAUUUUUUUAUUAAAUAAUAGUAGACACCCUGUCCUGAGUAGUCAUGCAUCAGUCUGGUGCUUAUGUGAUGUAUCGAAGACCCCUUUUCAACUGAAUCAUGUUUAUUGUUUUGCUACAAAAUUGUUAGAGCUUUUCAUUGGAACUAGUUUAUCUGCUGAUGUAAGCUGAUCUUUUCUGAUCUUGUUUUGUGUGUUGUCAAAUAUUCAUCUGGUGUUGGUCAAUUUUAAUAAGAUUUGACUUUUCUCUAUGAUUCAUGAAUAUGCUCGACUAGACCCUAGCCAAAUGAAUUUGGAACUGAAGCGGUCUUCCUCAAGAAUAAUGUUAAUACUUUUUUUUUUCAAAAGAGCAGUUAAAAAGAAAAAAUACAGAAACAGAGCCGUUGAAUGUGAAACUAUCCAAAAUAAAACAAGCAGGAACAGUUUCUCAGAA